AUAGGUGAAUGUAGAGUUUCGAAAUCUGUAGGCAACCCUGUGCUCCACCGCUUCCGGUUCGAAAUUCUCACCGCCGCCGCAUGGCUAUGGCUGCAGGAAGCUUUUUGCAAGUGGUGAAGUACAAGGAGUUAUCCUACACAGACUGUGCAGACCUGUGGCCACGGAUAACAUACGACGACAUUAAUGAAUAUUUCAUUAAUAAGCUUGGCCACGAUAAGAGGAAGAUGGAGGCCUACAAGUCAAUGGAAGCGUACCACUAUGUUAAAAGCGGUAAAGUACACAACAUCACCAUAGCCACUGUCAACAACAAAGUAGUGCUGAGAGGGGUUGUCAGCCCCUCACAACGAUCGGGCAUGGUGUACACAUGCUGGGUUGCUGCAGAACAUGAUGGGGAGAUUGUGGAUGCAUCUUGCUCUUGUAUGGCUGGGUUGGGUGAAGUGUGCAGCCACUGUGCUGCGAUAUGCUUCACUGUUGAGGCAACACACAGAGAGAACUCGCAGCUGCCAGCACCUACAGAUCUCCCAUGCCAGUGGCUGGCACCACGCCUGAAACAGAUUCCACCUCAGCAAGCGCGGCAGCUAGACUAUAGGCGACCUCGAUGGUGGUCAGCAAAACGAAACCGUAAUGCUACUGAAGAUUCCACCAUAGAAUUUCCAGACGAUAAGUUCGAAGCUUUUGUGUCACAAAUACGAACAGUCGCACCAGAGGCACGGCUGUUCACACUCAUUGAUAUCAACCAAGCAGCCGCUACGCAACCAAGCACGCAGACUCAGGCCAGUGGCGAUUUCAUCAUUUCGCCUACAAGUCCCUUGAGCUCACUCAACAUAUGCGUCGAGCUAGACAAUAUUAAAAUAUCAAGAAGAGAUGCGGAAGAAAUAGAAAAACUCACGAGACUACAGCGGAAGAGUCCAGCCUGGUUUGCACACAGAAAAGGCAGGAUAACAGCAUCAAUAUUCAAGGACGUAUGUGCAUCCAAACAGGUCAAAGUGUCAUCGCUGCUGCAAAAAAAUUUUUGUUCCCAAAACAUUAGAAGUCCUGCCAUUUAUUAUGGUAUUGAAAACGAAGCAAGGGCAAAAGACUCCCUAUUUGCUCUGUUGUCACAGCAUCAUGCCAAUGGAAGGAUAGAAGAUUGUGGGCUCAUGAUCAGCCCGAGGUACCCUUAUUUGGGAUGCAGCCCAGACGGAGUAUACUACUGCGACUGCCACGAACCAGCACUGGUUGAAGUAAAGUGCCUAUACACAAUGAGAGACGCUGACCCAACAACACUCGCUGAAAAUGGACAGAACCAAAAGGAUUUUUGCCUAACAAGGGAUGGAACCCUAAAGCAAAGUCACAGAUACUACUACCAGGUACAAGCCCAACUGCACUUGAACCUUGUGGACAGCAAGCGUUGCUACUUUUUCCUUUUUGUGGAACGUGGUGGACACCUUGUGGAGGUUGAGCGCGACGAAGAGUUUAUGAUGUGCCAUGAAAGCAGUGUGAGAGCUUUCUUCACCGACAUUGUGCUCCCACGACUAGUUAGUGGGUUUUAAGUCAUAGUAAAACAGUGUACAGCCAAAUCA
Molecule: messenger RNA, 1562 nt
Organism: Ornithodoros turicata
Lineage: Eukaryota; Metazoa; Arthropoda; Arachnida; Ixodida; Argasidae
Exons: 6
Coding region: 81-1532 (483 amino acids)
Molecular function (GO): zinc ion binding
Source: RefSeq, a predicted model, not a curated record